Molecule: messenger RNA, 3961 nt
Organism: Baudoinia panamericana UAMH 10762
Lineage: Eukaryota; Fungi; Ascomycota; Dothideomycetes; Mycosphaerellales; Teratosphaeriaceae
Exons: 1
Coding region: 96-3905 (1269 amino acids)
Biological process (GO): phospholipid transport
Cellular component (GO): endoplasmic reticulum; ERMES complex
Molecular function (GO): lipid binding
Source: RefSeq, a predicted model, not a curated record
CGCAGCAUUGCGCAUACGAGCAGGUCACAGCCUUGUUGGAGGCAGAGUAUGAGGAGCAAGUGCAACCUGGAUUUGUGCCGUGAUGGUAUGGCAUCAUGGGUUUCCUGGCCUACCUCUUCGUCUAUGUAUUCGGCGGCCUGACAUUCCUCCCUCUUGUGCUGGUCGCUGUGCUAGCAGCAUUAUGGGCACUGCUACCCGAUGCCAACAAUGCGGCGAAGAGCGCCUCGAUUUUAGACGAGCAGGAUCAAUCAGGGUCGGAAGGAGAGAGUAAGGAAAAUGGCGAAAUUGCCAAGACAGAGCUUGAGGAUCGUGGGACAUCAGAUGGCAGCGUGGCGGCCAGCUGUACGUUAGCCGUGCUGCGAAGCUAUCAUCUCCCUUCAGCGGUCGCAGCACUCAACGCGAGGAACGCUGUCCCCAACGGAGCCAGCUCUACUAGCCACGCUGCCAAUGGCUCGCUGGACGGCGCGCCAGCGGAAACGCCAAGUGGCGCCGGUAGCGGUAGCGAAAGUGUAUACCAGAGCAUGUACCGCACAGUCUUCGACCGAAGCAAAACCGCUGUGGCAGCCGCCACCUCUGUUCUAGAGCAAGGCGGAGACGGUACGACAGCAGCCGGAGCUGCACCAGCUAGCGCAAGCGCUGUCAAGAGGAAACCGGUUAUUCACGCCAGUGUAUUCUAUAUUGUCCUUCGCCAUGGCCACCUCAUGCUCUACGACUCUGCCUCUCAGGUCGAAGUUCGUCAUGUCAUAAGCUUGGCACACCAUACUGUAUCCCUCUUUGAUGGUGAGAUUUCAGGCGACCUUCUUAUGGACGCGGAUCUGUUUAUCAAGAGAACCGCGAUCGUCCUCACACCAUUGUCGGAUGCGUCCGCCAAUGGCUACCCCACCAAUAGCUUGCAACAGCGUGCGAAAUCGAAGCCAUUCUACCUGUUCUGUGCCACUGGUCCGGAGAAGGAAGAUUUCUACCAUGCACUGCUUGCUGCGCGCGCUACUCCACCGAAACCGCAGUCUAUUGAAUCCGAAGAUCUCAUCAAGUUGCAAUCGUUGUUGCAUUCCGCCAGCUUGACUUCGGAGACACGCGCGUUCAACGCGCUCGUGAGCCGUGUCUUCCUCGCCCUUCAUCGCACUCCAUGGCUUGAGAACUUCGUGUGCGAUAAGAUCGAGAACAAGAUCGCUCGGGUGCAGAAGCCGACCUUCAUCGCCAGUCUCGCGGUUAAGGCCAUCGAUCUUGGAGAUGCAGCGCCAGUCAUCAGUGCGCCGAGACUGAAAGACCUGAAUAUCUCUGGCGAUCUCACCCUUUCUUUCGAUGUGAAGUAUAACGGCGCAGCAUCACUGGUGAUUUCCGCCGUGGCGAGGCUCGACUUAGGUACACGCUUCAAAGCCCGUACGAUUGAUCUGCUUCUGUCCACUUCCGUGCAGCGUAUUGCCGGAAAGAUGCUAGUGCGCAUCAAGCCACCACCAAGCAACCGCAUCUGGUUCUGCUUCGAAAGCAUGCCUGAGAUGGAAAUUCACGUUGAGCCCAUCGUAAGUACACGGAAAGUCGCAUAUGGCUUCGUACUGCGUGCUAUCGAGGAACGUGUUCGUGCGAUGAUCGGAGAGUCUCUUGUGAAGCCGAAUUGGGACGAUGUACCCUUCUUCGACACACGGCAACAGAAGAUCCGAGGUGGCAUAUGGAGUGAUGGAGGCGAAGUUGGGAUUGAGCACCCGCUGAGUGAGCCCACCGACAGGGUGACGGCUGAGGCGCUUGGAAAGGGAAGCGAAAAGAGCCUUUCCACGUCUGCUCUGGUUGCGAGUUCUAGCGCUGCAAUGGAACUGCAAGCGGACUCCAGCGCAGCAUCAUCUGGCUCCGACACGCCAAUGAGCAAAGUGGUAGGCUCUACAUCUGCGGCAUUGCCAGAGUCCGCAGGAACACCUAAGCGGCAUUCUGUGGGGACCACCCUUCCAUUCCGACAUUCAGUCACUGAGCCACAGCCUUCACUUCCUCCGCCGGUUGGUGCAUUUCGCUCGCCUCCUCUUACUUCACCUCCGCUUUCAGCUCCCAGUGUCGCCAUCGACGAUACUAGCGGAGUUGCUGUACGUUCUGAUGACGCUGCGUUACAACCAGCUGCACGCAGAAGAUGGCGACCUGGCAGGGUCAGCAAUGACCCGCCUGGAGCCAGAAAGGAAGCAGCGGAGGCAAUCAGAGAGGUAAGGGACCGUAGCGUCCCGGGAGCGGGGCAGAGCUCUACACUACAAGAUGAAGACGCACGAAUGAGUUCAGCGGAUAUCAACGUUAUUACAGCUGACGCAGACGAAGCGCUAGAGGGCGAAGAUAUCUCCGUCACUGCGCUCCGGAAGCGGCAAGGCACGAAGAGGACGGACACAGACCGCUCCAUUACAAGCACAAUGUCGUCUGCGGCAUCACAACAGCAACAGCAACGCAAAACUAUACUUGCUAAUGCUGCCGCAGCCACCAAAGCCGCGCAGAACUGGAGUUGGAAUGCGAUCCAAAACCGGAGAGCUGCUAUGGGUGCCAAUGGCUCUCGGCAGCCAGUCUUUCGAACGUCGCCGAUGGGUUCUCGGACGUCUCUAGACAACCAGCAACAACAUAAACAACCUCAUGCGCAUGAUGAGCCGAUUGGUAGAGGGCAGCCUUUACCGCCACCGGGCACUCCACUCCCGGGUCCUAUACCACAGACUCAGCCGAGGACACUGAUUGGUGGUUUGGCCCGUGUCGCCGGUGCCGCCGGUGCGGGUGUCGGAGGAGUGCAGAGCAUAGGCACCGGCAGCGUCCGAAGGAAGCCUGUACCAGCCCUGCCACCGAGACCGACGGAGACGAAGCACGGCGCUGUCACCGACGAAGCACAUAUCGAAGAUGAAGCUCUCGGUCAGAUAGAGGAUGGAGAAACAAUUGAAGCCAGUGCAAACGAGCAGACUGUGUCCCAGGCGGAUGACGCAUUGCAAGAACCUCUACCGACUGAAGACGACUUUGGUCCUUGGCGUGAGAACAGUGGCAUCCCAGCUACGCGGGAGGGUCAGGGUGCAGGAACCUAUGAGGAACUGCACGAGGAGCUGCAAGUUAAUUCGCAGGGUAUCACUAUGGCCACCGACGAAGGGCCAUUUGAGCACAGCGAACCUGAGGCCGCGGCCCUUGGUACUCCACCGCCGCAAAUCAUCGAACCAACGACACCCGAACACAGCAUUUCUCGUCCAGCUAAGAAGAUUCCGCCUCCUCUGCCUGCUCGCCGACGAACUGGCAAAGCGAACAUGCCGAGCAGCGUUGAGGAACGAUCUCAUGGCGGGUUGCCACCAGUCGUUGAAACACAGCCUAAAGGAGGCAAUGACGCAAGCACAGUAUCCGCACAAACUCCUCCCGCGCCAAAGAUCACGCAGGCUGCACCUGGAAGCGAAGACGUUGGCUUAGGCCAGGAUCCACCGCUUGGCGGAACAAGGCCCAUCACGGCUGUGUCUGGUUCUCACGAGCAUAUGAGCAGCGCGCUCGAAAGCAAGGACAAGGCUCACAAUGACAUAGACGAUGAACAAGCCCCCUCACAACCAGCGCCUUCUUCACCACUGCUCGACGAAACCGAUCAUGAUGGUGACGAAGAGGCCAAACUAGCGGAGGAGAAGUUCAAUAAUGGUGGUGACCUAGAUGAGGCUGACUUUGAUCAUGCUCGUACUAGCACCGGGGAGGACCAACAGCCGUCUGACACUGCGCUACCGGAGGAGUCGUCUGAUCAAGAAGCCCGCAGCGCGCACAUUUGGCCUGACGAUGGAGGAGAUUCAUCGCCGACUGACCCCGUUGUCCGGAAGCAUGAUCAUAACUUAACGGCCGAUUUGCUUGAAGCUUCGACAGAUAGUGAGGCGCCUGCAAGUCCAGCGCAUACAACGAAAGCAGAGGACUUGAUAAUACCCGACCAUGAUAGAUGACAGUAGAUAAUGUAUAACUUACGACCUGUGUCUCUAUCACUUCAUCUACAGCGCAG